AAAAAGAAGAAGAAAGAGAAUAGAAAAGGAGGCGAAGAAGAAAAUCUGAAGCGAAGAGGUGGUUGCUCAUCGGUUUCACUAUCGCCGGAACUGACUGCGCCCACUCCCAGUCCCCGGCGAGAUCAUCCCCAAGAAAGCAAUGAAGGUGCUCCACAUUAGAACGUCAAGCCUGCCUUCCUCGCAAUUCAUUUCUCUUGUUUCCAUAUACUAGGAGCAGUGUAGGUUUACAAUACAGUUUUUGGACACUUCUUGAUCAAGCGAAGUUGUUCUUUGGAGACUGGGACUAGACAGAGACCUGAACAUCGAGAUGGCUUCCACUCGCAUUGAUUCUGUCUUAGAUAACAUCAAACGUUGGGUUGAUACGAUAGAUAAUUUGUCGAAUAUAGAUUCACAGUUGAAGGAUCUAUUUGAUAAGAGUCUGAAAAUUGCGAAGCUGGAUUUAAAACUUGUGAGAACAUUUCCUCUGUGUGCAAGAAAAUGGAGUAUUGACGGAUGGAAGCAGCUUGAAGAUUUAUUGUUUAACUUUGAAACUUCUGGUGUCAAUCUUGCUCAGGCGCUAAACAUUCUACCGGAGCAAGAACUCUUGCUUGAAGUAAGCUGUUAUUUUGGUGAAAAACAGAGGAUUUCCUGCACAGAAAUCAGCGAAAUGUACAGGACUUUAUUGGAUCUCUCAUCAGAAUCCAAUCAUUCUCCUGUGAUAGAUGAUGAAUUUUUUAAUUUCAUUAACUCCCUGCUAGAGAAUCUGGUGGAUAUUCUCAACAUUGAAGCUUAUAAUCGAGGUUUGCUUAAGGUAGAAUUUGAACCCCUCCAAGAGAAGUUAAAAUUCUUGAAGGAUUUGAUUCUCUUUGCAACAUGGCAAGGUGUUGAUCUUGAUCCCUGGAAAGGGCCCAUGGCUCGCUUUCAAGUUGUGGUUGUCCAGGCAGCGAAUCUCUCAUUCAGGUGUUGGUUUGACAGUUCAUUCGGGGAAGAUUGGCAAUUUGGCAUGAUGUUCACCACUCCAUGAUUUCUAAUCUGCGGCAAGAAAUGAAGCUUCUUGAAGCCCAAUUUUCUGAGACUUGUCUCCAGGGCUUAAGAGCUUCAAAAUUGCCAGGAUCAUUUAGAACUCCAAAGCUUGAGAAUGAUAUAUGUAUAUUUGGGGACUUUGCUGAUUCCCUCUCAGGUAUGCUUUGGGAGGUUCUAAACAGUGGCACCAGCUUCCUGGUUUCCAAACAAGAUCAGAUGCAAAUACUCUAUGAUGGACUCAGAUUUUUCAGAACCAUUUUCAAAAGCAGCAACAAAAGUUCAAGGGACUACACCAAAAGAUGAAGGAUCUUUCAGGAGCUGUCAUCCAUGAGGCAGGAAUUCUGAUUUUUUCACUUUUUGCAAACAGAAUAGAAGAAACCCUGCCCCAGGAGCUGGAUCUUGCAUUUCCUAUUUUGCUCCAGAAGAUUAAGCUUAUUAAGAUAGUAGCAUCAACUCUUGAGUCUUUAGGGACCAAUGGGCUUGGCUUUAUCAAGUUUCACAGAAACAAUCUAAAAGAACUUGUGGAGCUU
Coffea arabica (coffee) is the source of this 1532-nucleotide messenger RNA. NCBI's taxonomy places the organism in Eukaryota, Viridiplantae, Streptophyta, Magnoliopsida, Gentianales, Rubiaceae. The record is from RefSeq and is a predicted model, not a curated record.